Molecule: messenger RNA, 5891 nt
Organism: Balaenoptera acutorostrata (minke whale)
Lineage: Eukaryota; Metazoa; Chordata; Mammalia; Artiodactyla; Balaenopteridae
Gene: MYO6
Product: myosin VI
Exons: 37
Coding region: 341-4255 (1304 amino acids)
Biological process (GO): vesicle transport along actin filament; endocytosis; actin filament organization
Cellular component (GO): endocytic vesicle; actin cytoskeleton; cytoplasm
Molecular function (GO): ATP binding; microfilament motor activity; actin filament binding
Source: RefSeq, a predicted model, not a curated record
GCGGGGCCGGGGACUCGGCGGGGUGCCGGCCGGCGGGCGGAGACGGACCCGGGAUCCGUCCGAGCAGGAAGCGAGCCGGGGACCGGUCACCGCCGCCGCCCCGUUCCGGUGCCGGUCCGCGUCGUCGCCCUCUCUCCUCGCCCUCCGCACCCCCCCCCCCACCUCCCCUCCCGCCUCACCGGCGACAGGUAGCCCCGCCGCCGCACACCUGCCCUCGCGUCCGCACAGCCACAGCAGGCAAGGUCCCAGCAGGAAGGAGAUUUCAUCCCGGAUGGUGCAGAUGAAGAGCCUGCAGGGGCAGGGAGCAAGCACGGGGUGGUGAAGCACCCAGGGAACAGCAAUGGAGAUAGUGGAUAAGCUCCCUUCAGAAAUGGAGGACGGGAAGCCCGUUUGGGCACCGCACCCUACGGAUGGAUUUCAGAUGGGCAAUAUCGUGGAUAUUGGCCCUGACAGCUUAACGAUUGAACCCUUGAACCAAAAAGGCAAGACAUUUCUGGCUCUCAUAAACCAAGUGUUCCCUGCAGAAGAGGACAGUAAAAAAGAUGUGGAAGAUAACUGUUCAUUAAUGUAUUUGAAUGAAGCCACACUGCUCCACAAUAUCAAAGUUCGAUACAGUAAGGACAGAAUUUACACGUAUGUGGCCAACAUUCUGAUUGCAGUGAACCCAUACUUUGACAUACCUAAAAUAUAUUCUUCAGAAACAAUAAAGUCGUACCAAGGAAAAUCUCUUGGGACGAUGCCACCUCAUGUCUUUGCAAUUGCUGAUAAGGCUUUUCGAGACAUGAAGGUGCUCAAGAUGAGUCAGUCUGUCAUUGUAUCUGGAGAAUCAGGAGCUGGCAAAACGGAAAAUACAAAAUUUGUUCUAAGAUAUCUGACUGAAUCGUAUGGAACCGGUCAAGACAUUGAUGAUAGAAUUGUCGAAGCUAACCCACUCUUAGAAGCCUUUGGAAAUGCAAAGACUGUUCGCAACAAUAAUAGCAGUCGAUUUGGGAAAUUUGUGGAAAUACAUUUCAAUGAAAAGAGUUCAGUUGUUGGAGGAUUUGUUUCACAUUAUCUUCUAGAGAAAUCUAGGAUCUGUGUUCAAGGCAAAGAGGAAAGGAAUUAUCAUAUCUUUUAUAGGUUGUGUGCUGGUGCUUCUGAAGAUACUAGGGAAAGACUUCAUUUGAGCUCCCCAGAUAAUUUUCGGUAUUUAAACCGAGGCUGCACUAGAUACUUUGCUAACAAGGAAACUGACAAACACAUUUUACAGAACCGAAAAAGUCCUGAGUAUCUUAAGGCAGGUUCCUUGAAAGAUCCUUUGUUAGAUGACCAUGGAGAUUUUAUUAGAAUGUGCACAGCCAUGAAGAAGAUUGGUUUGGAUGAUGAAGAAAAGCUUGAUCUGUUCCGGGUGGUAGCUGGCGUCCUGCACCUUGGAAAUAUUGAUUUUGAGGAAGCCGGCAGCACUUCAGGUGGCUGUAAUCUGAAGAAUAAAUCUACUCAGUCAUUGGAGUAUUGUGCUGAGUUACUGGGUUUGGAUCAAGAUGAUCUUCGUGUAAGUUUAACUACAAGAGUCAUGCUAACAACAGCAGGAGGCACCAAAGGAACAGUGAUAAAGGUACCCCUGAAAGUGGAGCAAGCAAACAAUGCCCGGGAUGCCUUGGCAAAGACUGUCUAUAGCCAUCUUUUCGAUCACGUGGUCAACAGGGUAAAUCAGUGUUUUCCUUUUGAAACAUCAUCCUAUUUUAUCGGAGUCCUAGAUAUUGCUGGAUUUGAGUACUUUGAACGUAACAGUUUUGAACAAUUUUGCAUCAACUACUGCAAUGAAAAACUUCAACAGUUUUUUAAUGAAAGGAUUCUGAAGGAGGAACAAGAACUCUAUCAAAAGGAAGGUUUAGGUGUGAAUGAAGUACAUUACGUGGAUAACCAGGACUGUAUAGAUUUAAUUGAAGCAAAAUUAGCGGGAAUACUGGAUAUUUUGGAUGAAGAAAAUCGCCUUCCCCAGCCAAGUGAUCAGCACUUUACAUCUGAAGUUCACCAGAAGCACAAAGACCAUUUCCGACUCUCUAUUCCCAGAAAGUCUAAGCUGGCAGUUCACAGGAACAUCAGAGAUGACGAAGGUUUCAUCAUCAGGCAUUUCGCAGGGGCAGUGUGCUAUGAAACAACUCAAUUUGUGGAAAAAAAUAACGAUGCUUUACAUAUGUCUCUUGAGUCCUUAAUAUGCGAAUCCAGGGAUAAAUUUGUCCGGGAAUUAUUUGAAUCAUCCACAAAUAACAACAAAGAUACGAAACAAAAAGCAGGAAAACUUAGCUUCAUCAGCGUGGGAAACAAGUUUAAGACACAGUUAAAUUUGCUUCUGGAUAAACUUCGAAGUACUGGAGCAAGCUUUAUUCGUUGUAUCAAGCCUAAUUUAAGGAUGGCAAGCCACGACUUUGAAGGAGCUCAAAUUUUGUCUCAACUUCAAUGUUCAGGUAUGGUGUCUGUUUUGGACUUGAUGCAGGGCGGUUUCCCAUCGCGGGCUUCAUUUCACGAACUCUACAACAUGUAUAAGAAGUAUAUGCCAGAUAAACUCGCAAGAUUAGAUCCAAGACUAUUUUGUAAGGCUCUUUUUAAAGCUUUGGGCUUAAAUGAAAUCGACUACAAGUUUGGGUUAACAAAAGUGUUUUUUAGACCUGGCAAGUUUGCAGAAUUUGAUCAGAUUAUGAAGUCCGACCCUGACCACUUAGCAGAGCUGGUCAAGAGGGUCCAUCACUGGCUCAUCUGCAGCCGCUGGAAGAAGGUUCAGUGGUGCUCACUGUCUGUCAUCAAACUGAAAAACAAAAUAAAAUAUCGAGCUGAAGCCUGCAUUAAAAUGCAGAAAACUGUUCGAAUGUGGCUUUGCAAAAGACGACACAAACCUCGCAUUGAUGGCCUGGUUAAGGUGGGCACACUGAAAAAACGGCUUGAUAAAUUUAACGAAGUAGUAAGUGCACUGAAAGAUGGAAAACCAGAGAUGAAUAAACAGGUCAAGGACCUUGAAAUUUCUAUUGAUGCUUUAAUGGCCAAAAUUAAGUCCACCAUGAUGACAAGGGAACAAAUACAAAAAGAAUAUGAUGCGCUAGUUAAAAGCUCAGAGGUCCUCCUCAGUGCAUUACAGAAAAAAAAGCAGCAGGAAGAGGAAGCAGAAAGGCUGAGGCGUAUCCAAGAAGAAAUGGAAAAAGAAAGGAAAAGACGUGAAGAAGAUGAACAACGUCGAAGAAAGGAGGAGGAGGAAAGGCGGAUGAAACUUGAGAUGGAAACAAAGAGAAAGCAAGAAGAAGAAGAGAGAAAGAAAAGGGAAGAUGAUGAAAAACGUAUUCAGGCGGAGGUGGAGGCGCAGCUGGCCCGGCAGCGGGAGGAGGAGUCCCAGCAGCAGGCGGUCCUGGAGCAGGAGCGCCGAGACCGGGAGCUGGCGCUGCGGAUCGCGCAGAGCGAGGCGGAGCUCAUCAGCGACGAGGCGCAGGUGGACCCGGUGCUGCGCAGCUUGGAUUCCCAUCCAGUAACUUCUAAGAUUAAUGGAGCAGGACCCAAAAUAACACCGGAACAAAUGGCGAAAGAAAUGUCAGAAAUUUUGAGUAGAGGCCCUGCUGUACAAGCCACCAAGGCGGCUGCUGGUACCAAGAAAUAUGAUCUUAGUAAAUGGAAAUAUGCAGAACUACGUGAUACCAUCAAUACUUCUUGUGAUAUUGAGCUCCUGGCAGCUUGCAGAGAAGAAUUUCAUAGGAGACUAAAAGUGUAUCAUGCUUGGAAAUCCAAGAACAAGAAGAGAAAUACUGAAACAGAGCAACGUGCUCCAAAGUCUGUUACUGAUUAUGAUUUUGCGCCAUUUUUGAACAAUUCACCUCAGCAGAACCCGGCAGCUCAGCUCCCCGCCAGGCAGCAGGGGAUCGAGAUGAACCGACAACAGCGCUUCUUCCGCAUCCCGUUCAUCCGCCCUGCGGACCAGUACAAGGACCCGCAGAAUAAGAAAAAAGGCUGGUGGUAUGCCCACUUUGAUGGACCGUGGAUUGCCCGGCAGCUGGAGCUUCAUCCGGACAAGCCACCCAUCCUCCUCGUGGCCGGUAAGGAUGACAUGGAGAUGUGUGAGCUGAAUCUUGAAGAGACAGGCCUGACUCGAAAGUGCGGUGCUGAGAUUUUGCCAAGACGGUUCGAAGAAAUUUGGGAACGCUGUGGAGGCAUCCAGUAUCUUCAGAAAGCAAUUGAGAGCAGACAGGCCAGGCCCACCUAUGCCACGGCCAUGCUGCAGAAUCUGUUAAAGUAGAAAUUGCACUAGCCUUGCAGCUGGGAGCCCUUGCCAUGGCACUAGGUAGGGAGUGUGUCCCAGAGAUUUAACCAUUCCAUGAUCAAGUUAGAAUUACUUAUGCAAAGUGAACAGAUUUUAUUAAUCAUGGUUUUUUGUUAAUUUAAGGUUAAUUAUGGUAGUGAAUUUGGGACCUAAAAAUUAUUUUCCUGUAUCCAGCUGUAACUGUUAGACCUCUCAUUAUUGUAAUACUUGUUACACUUGGACAGACUCUUGACAUUUCUCCUUCUUUGCCAACAGACUACCUUAAAUCCAUCGUAGUUGUUCUUUAGGAAAAGAAGUUUUUAAAAAAUGCAGAAUUCUUGCUUUUUAAGGAUGGCAUAGUACCGUAUAACUGGAAUAAAGAAAACUUAGCUUUAAUUUUCAUACAAAAAAUUAAGGCACUUAAAAUGAUCAAGGCACUGAUAUUUUGAUCUGAAAGCUGUGUACUUUCUUUACUAACUUUUUCCGAAACUCAUGGAAAUUUCCAUCAAAGGUGGAAAUUUUUAUUUUUUCCCCCCUCUUUUGCAGUGUCUUAGUUUGAGUAAAGCAAUUUACCUGAAGUUCUAGAAUUCUGGAGAGAGCCUUGAUGUAUUUGAUGCAAUCUGUGAUAAAGAAGGUACAUAGUAUCCUGCACAGAUGUGUUUUGCUUUUCUAUCACAUAGUGUUGCUGUAAGAAUAUGUUCUUAUAUUCCAUGGACAAAUAAAGGAAAUUCAGAUCAUUUAAAUGCUUGAAAGUUCUGAGAUAACUUUGUUUCAUUUAGAAAAGGAAAUAGGUUUUAGGUGGCAGUUUGGCUUAACUGGACUGAAUUCAAAUAUUCUUUCAAUUUCAUCUCAGUUGUGAUUUUGUGUCAGAAUCUUGUCCAAGUUGUUUCAUGUGAUUUAAACUAGUAUUCUGCUUCAAAACACCUUUGUUUUUUAAAAAAAUUCCUAUUGUCUUUUUUGGCCUUCGAGAUUUUGGUAAUUGUAGAGCUCUUUUAUAAGCCUUGUAAUUCAAAAACCCUGCACUGAGGAAUUGCUUGUUUCAUAUAACUGAUAAUUAAAAAAAAGGUUUUGUGUGCUGUUUAGUUUUGAUCAAAUGUCAGCAGUUUCAAGCCUAAUAUUUAUGACUGUCAUAUUAGGAAUUUGGAAACAAACAUACAUCAAGGAGUUAUGUUGACAUAAUCCUAAGGAGUCUUGUUUGUAUUUUAGAAUAAAAUUAGAAAAUAAAAUUACUCUCUGUACUUUUUUUCCCCUGAUGUUUAAAGACCCUAACCUUUGAAAUGAAUUUCCAGUGAUUUUUUUUUUUUUUUUUCCCCUAGAAAGAGUACCUCAGUUAGGAAAGUAUUUCCCAGCUGAUUGGAUUAGUGCUUGUGAGCUGGGCACUGUUUUCAGAAUUGCUUCUCUCAUUAUAUGUUUUAGUAUAGAGAUAUUUAUUUAUUAUGAUACUGUGCAAACGAUCGUCUUCUGUUAGAGAAAGUAAAUGGUCCUGUCUGUACUGUUGAGAAUGUGAAUGUGAUUAUCUUUUUAAGGCUGUAUUACUGCAUAGACUCACGCACCCUUGGGUCAUUUGGUCCCUGUGAUUUGGUGACAGACGGUCUGGUUACUGAAAAUAAAUGUCCUGUUCUCCCUCUUCUUA